CCUCUCUGCUAUUUUUCCACCUCCACCACCACCAGAAGCCGCAGAGAAGCCGAACCCCAACACCUCUCUCCGACGUCCGAUCGAUCAAAUUUGAGUUUGAAUCACUUUUUCCUUCUGGCAAUGCCGGCGAGGAAAGGGAACACGAUGCUGUUAUUCCGGCUAGGAAUCGUCCUAUCCUUGUUCUUAUCAUGUUUCCUGUCGCCUUCCCAAUCGGCAGUAUGCAGCAUAGAUCUAGGUUCCGAAUCCCUAAAAGUUGCCGUCGUUAACCUCAAACCAGGUCAAGCUCCAAUUUCGAUCGCGAUUAACGAGAUGUCCAAACGGAAGACUCCUUCGCUCGUCGCAUUUCACUCCGGCACCCGAUUAAUCGGCGAAGAAGCUUCCAAUCUCCUCGCUCGAUACCCUAACAAAGUCUACUCCCACCUCCGGGACCUCGUCGCCAAGCCGUACGGCGUAGCGAAGAAGCUUUUGGAGUCAUCGUACUUAAAUUACCGAAUUGUCCCCGAAAGUUCCAGGGGCGUGGCGUUUAUUGACACUGGUGAGGAGGAGGAUGGGAAGUACACGGCGGAGGAGUUGGUGGCGAUGUUGUUGAAGUACGCCGUGGGGUUGGCGGAAACGCAUGUUAAGGGUAAAGUCAAGGACUGCGUGUUGACUGUGCCGCCUUACAUGGGGGUGCCGGAGAGGAAUGGGCUGCUGGCGGCGGCUGAGCUGGCUGGGAUCAACGUGCUGGCUCUGGUGAAUGAGCAUUCCGGGGCGGCGUUGCAGUACGGGAUUGAUAAAGAUUUUUCCAACGGAUCGAGGCAUGUGAUUUUCUAUGAUAUGGGUGCUAGCAGUACUUAUGCUGCCCUGGUGUAUUUUUCGGCAUAUAAUGCUAAAGAGUUUGGGAAGACGGUGUCAAUUAACCAAUUUCAGGUGAACGAUGUUAGAUGGGAUGCGGAACUUGGAGGUCAAAGUAUGGAAUUAAGAUUGGUGGAGUACUUUGCAGAUGAGUUCAAUAAACAGCUUGGAACUGGGUUCGAUAUCAGGACAGCUCCUAAGGCAAUGGCUAAAUUGAAAAAGCAGGUUAAGCGCACCAAAGAAAUUCUUAGUGCGAAUACGGUGGCCCCAAUAUCAGUUGAAUCUCUCUAUGAUGAUCGUGAUUUUAGGAGCUCAAUAAGUCGUGAGAAAUUUGAAGAGCUUUGUGCUGAUAUUUGGGAGAAAGCUCUUACCCCAUUGAAAGAAGUUCUUGAGCAUUCUGGUUUAAAAACUGAAGAGAUACAUGGGGUGGAGUUGAUUGGAGGUGCUACUCGGGUGCCAAAAUUGCAGGCUAAGCUCCAGGAAUACCUGGGUAGGAAAGAACUGCACAAACAUUUGGAUGCUGAUGAAGCUAUUGUUCUUGGUGCCUCACUACAUGCUGCAAAUUUGAGUGAUGGAAUCAAAUUGAAUCGUAAGCUAGGGAUGAUUGAUGGAUCUUCAUAUGGAUUUGUUCUUGAUUUAGAUGGCCCUGAUCUUUUGAGUGAUGAAAGCACUAGACAGUUAAUUGUGCCCCGCAUGAAGAAGCUUCCUAGUAAAAUGUUCAGGUCUAUUAUCCACAACAAAGAUUUUGAUGCUUCACUUGCAUAUGAGAGUGAAGGUUUGGUGCCUCCUGGUGCUGCUUCUCUCAUGUUUGCUCAGUAUGCUGUGUCAGGUCUUACUGAUGCCAGUGAAAAGUACGCAUCACGGAAUCUUUCCUCCCCAAUUAAGGCAAAUCUACAUUUCUAUCUUAGUAGAAGUGGAACAUUUAGCUUGGAGCGAGCAGAUGCUGUUGUUGAAAUAACUGAAUGGGUGGAAGUUCCUAGAAAGAAUCUUACAGUGGAAAACACAACGUCAGCUAUUGGUAACAUAUCUGUUGAAGCUGAUUCUAAGAAUGCUUCAGAAGAAAGCAAUGACAAAUUGCAGGGGGAUGAUGGAAUCACUGGCACAUCCAAUGCAACCAUAUCGGACAAUAAUACAACAGAUCUUGGUACAGAAAAGAAACUAAAGAAGAGGACCUUCCGAGUUCCGCUAAAGAUAGUUGAGAAAACAACAGGGCCAGCAUUGUCUCUUUCGAAAGAGUCAUUUGCGGAUGCUCAACAUAAACUGGAAAUACUGGACAAAAAGGAUGAAGAAAGGAAAAGAACUGCAGAGUUGAAAAACAAUUUGGAAGGCUACAUAUAUAACACCAAGGAAAAGCUUGAAUCCGAGGAAUUUGAAAAAAUUUCUUCUAGCCAAGAACGCCAAUCCUUUUCUGAAAAACUUGAAGAGGUGCAAGAAUGGUUGUAUACUGAUGGUGAAGAUGCUAAGGCCGCUGAAUUCCAAGAACGUUUGGAUAUGCUUAAAGCUAUUGGAGGACCUAUAUUCUUUAGAUAUGAUGAGCUCACUGCACGACCUGCUGCAUUGGAAUAUGCUCGAAAGUACCUCACUGAGCUGCAACAGAUUAUCCUCAAAUGGGAAACAGAAAAAACGUGGCUUCCAAGAGAAAGAAUAGAUGAGGUUCGGAGCAUGGCUGAGAAGGUGAAAAAUUGGUUCAAUGACAAGGAGGCUGAGCAGAAGAAGACAUCUUUAUUUAGCAAGCCAAUAUUCACAUCUGAAGAAGUAUAUGGGAAAAUAUUUGAUCUUCAAGACAAGGUUACUAGUGUCAAUAGAAUUCCCAAGCCAAAGCCAAAAGUUGAGAAGCCAGUGAAAAAUGAGACAGAGAGCACGGGCGAAAAUUCAAAUUCAACAAAUUCAUCUUCUGAGGAGACCUCACAAAAUGGCCAAACUGCAGGAGCUUCAGAGAAUUCAACUGAUGAAACGGAAGCUACUGGAUCUGAGGCUCGCGAUGAAUUGUAAUUAUAGUGUAACAAAAUAUGGAGUUUGAACAUGAGCAGGCUGCCGGAACAGGACAUCGUGGAUAGGCCGGAUAGAAUAGCACAGGCUGUAGUAGCGGUUUUACUAUACAGUAAUAUAGAGAGCUAAGCCCAUUUUUGUGAUGGUUUUCUUUUUGUGCCAUCCUCAGGGAGGUGUUUCUCCCAUUAUGAUAGGUUCAGAAGUACUUGCUCAUUAUUUCCCUUUGUGUUUUUUUGUCAAUUAGUUGUAAUACUUAACCCACGUAAAGAGCUGUGUGGGCUGCCUUCCGAGCCAUUGGCUGCAAAAGGAAUUUUGUUUGCUCUAAUUUUUCAUUUACUGAUUCUUCGCUACUGAUAUUCAUUUGGAGGUGCACGUUAA
Molecule: messenger RNA, 3201 nt
Organism: Coffea eugenioides
Lineage: Eukaryota; Viridiplantae; Streptophyta; Magnoliopsida; Gentianales; Rubiaceae
Product: heat shock 70 kDa protein 17
Exons: 14
Coding region: 121-2826 (901 amino acids)
Biological process (GO): endoplasmic reticulum unfolded protein response; cellular response to hypoxia; negative regulation of hypoxia-induced intrinsic apoptotic signaling pathway
Cellular component (GO): endoplasmic reticulum chaperone complex
Molecular function (GO): ATP binding; ATP-dependent protein folding chaperone
Source: RefSeq, a predicted model, not a curated record